AUGACAAAAGUACGACAAAAACGUGAAGAGGUUACGAGACGACCUCAAACAGCUAACAAUAUAGAAACAGCAUCGAAAUCAAUAACACUGCCAAAAACGUUUCAAUUCAAAGAAAUGACAGAACAGAAUUGCGAGGAAAAUAAUGAUGAUAAAUUGGCUAAGUCAGUGCUGGAGCAUUUGAUGCUUUCUUAUGAUCGUAAAACGGUACCAGUGGCAGAUGGUGUUAACGUAAAGGUUGAUCUAAUGGUUCAGGCUAUUUCCAGUAUAUCCGAAAUGACUGCAAGUUUUACUGCAGAUGUGUUUUUUAGUCAAAUUUGGCUCGAUCCUGGAUUAGCAUUCGAAAAUAUCACCAAAUGCUUGGCUAAUUUAACACUGAGCCAUCGUACCAUUGAUGAUAUUUGGUUGCCCAACGUGUGUUUUCAGAAUAGUAAAUCUACCUCAAUACACAAUAGUCCAACACCGAAUAUAUUUCUGCUAAUCUAUCCUAAUGGUACAAUUUGGGUCAAUUAUCGGGUUAAGGUAGAAGCACCGUGUGAAUUGGAUAUGUCAUCAUUCCCGAUGGAUGUGCAACGAUGUACUAUGACCUUUGAAUCUUACUCUUUUAAUGUUGGUCGUGUACGAUUGGAUUGGUUCGGAACAGCCGUUAUUCUAGAUUUGCAGGGAAAAUUGCCGGAUUUUGAAUUAACACGUUAUACGUGGCAAAAACAACAAUUUUAUUAUGCAGCAGGACAAUGGGAUCAGCUGAAAGCAACUUUUUACUUUCGUAGAACUUACGGUUAUUACAUUUUACAGUUAUACAUGCCGACGUAUGCAUCCACCUUCAUUAGUUGGAUAGCGUUCUGGAUCGAUUCAAAAUGCUUGCCAGGUCGAAUAACCCUUGGUGUCUCUUCAUUAAUGGCGCUUACAUUUCAGUAUGGCAAUGUGGCUCGAAGUUUACCGAAGGUUUCCUAUGUGAAAGCAAUGGAUGUUUGGAUAUUUGCAUCCAUGGGCUUUAUAUUUUUUUCAUUGAUUGAAUUAGCUAUUGUUGGAUAUGUCGAUAAAAUUGCAAGCGUGAAGGACGAUUGUCAAGAGGAAAAUUUUGACGAUGUGAAAAGAAGGAAAAGUUGUAUCAGAUGCGAUUAUCAAGCAAAGGCCCGAAAAAGGCAUAAGGUAUCAUCGGAAGCAUAUAAAGUAACAAAAGACGCAAACGUUCAUGAGCUAGAAAUGAUUUGCUAUCACGAUUCGCUGGGUUCAAGGAAUAUCUCGAAGUGGUCGAAAGCUAAAUGGACAGGCGAAAGGAUCGAUAAACUUUGUCAGUUCAUUUUUCCACUAUCAUUCAUAUGUUUCAAUUUCUUUUAUUGGAUAUACUACACUAUGGAAUCAUCGGAACAAAUGGCAAGACUACUGGAUGAUGCUAACUUCACGGAUCUUUCCUCGUAA
This is a messenger RNA of Acanthocheilonema viteae, 1419 nucleotides long. The record is from the annotation of a GenBank genome assembly. Lineage: Eukaryota; Metazoa; Nematoda; Chromadorea; Rhabditida; Onchocercidae.